AGUCAUGGAAAGUGACACAUUUAAGUGCACAAUUCCAGGCGAUUUUUUGUAUAGAUCGUUGCACCAGUUCGGUGUCAGCUUCAGUCGCAAAAAUGUUCCGAAAGUAUUGGCUCAUCUGGGCAUUGGCUCUGUGGGUAUGGUGUGCCCCCUAUGCCGGACAGGCUAAGAAGCAAAUCUUGCUCAACACAAUGAAGUGCUCCCUCAGUGGAAAAGUGUUCGCGAACAUCGAGUGCCGUCCAGAGACCCGGGAGGCCUUCAACCUGAUCCUCACCACCGACGAGCUGAAGACAGCGGAUAACGUUGUGGGCGUGUUCGAGCUCCGGCUCUCCAUUUACGGUCAAAGGAAGGCAAUUAUAGUAAAGAAAAUUCGCCUGGAUCUGUGCCAGCUUCGGGCUCAGCUUCGGGACAAGAAAUCACUCAUGCGCUUCUUCUACAAGGGCCUGCGAACCGCCAAUCACAACCUACCGGACAAGUGUCCGUUCCUCAGGAACACCACCUACUUCAUGCGGAAAGUGGAGCUGGACGCCAGCGAGCUGCCACCCUACCUGCCCGAGUACAACUUCACCUUCGCAGGCAGGAUCCACGCGAACAACGUCCUCUGUUCAGAGCUCCUCAUCACGGGGGGCUACUGCGAGGCCGAGCAGGACUGCACGGGACAGAGGGAGCUCUGAAGACGCAUGAAAUAAAGAAAGAGCACGCCUUUGACUCAAAGAGCAAGUCCCAUACGCGUUUAACUCACUCAAAACCGGCACCCGAACUGCUUAAGCGGGGAAAGAGCGGUAGGCGAAAGAGAGGGAGAGAGAGCGAGCGACUCUCUGAGCCAGUAGCCGAAUGAGCGGCUGGAAAAUUGUCUUUAACUAAGCCCGGCCAGAGCCAGUCAGCCGUCAAAGCCGUCAAAAAACUCAAAGCGAGCGGUACGCAUGCGCGCAGUCCGCAGAUCCGUUAGAAGCACUUGCCACAGAACAGAGUUGCGAUUUAAAAAGGGCCAAGUGGCGACACACGGGAAAGAACGCGUCUAAAAAUACUGCGCGAGAAAGACACCAAAGUGAAGUAAAUGAACAAAGAACUGAGAACUGAGAACAGUGAAGAAGAGAGAACAAGGAAUAAAAUAUAAAACAAAAAGCAAAUAAAGCGGAGGCAUAAAAAUUCCUCACAUCGUUCGGCGCGCACCAACGACAACGGCAACGGCAACGACAACGACGGGGCAGGCAGGAUCGAGUGUGGCGGACCGGACAAAAAGCCCCAAAGAGAAUACAACGAAAUAAAAUAAAAUAAAAUAAAAUAAAACAAAGUCCAGCGAAGGUGCGAGACAAGAAAUUAAAUUGAUAAAACCUAAGAGCAGGGCCCAGGCCUAGGUAGACGCAGACGCAGACGCAGACGCAGACGCAGACGCAGACUUGUCGCUGCUGUUUGCUGCAAUUAUCGGGGCAGCGCAUCGCGUCGGGAAUGCGCCCUGCGAGAGCGCGCGAGUGUGAGUGAGUGUCAGCGUACGUGACAGUGUGCGCGCGAGUGUGUGUGGCAAAUAGCUCAAAGCCACGAAAUCGCUUUAUCGGUGCGCCGAAAUCGCCAAUUGGAAAAAUUAAACAAAAAGAGAAACUGUUAAGCGAGAAGCUGAGAAGAAGGGCAAAUCCAACCCACAGAAAUAUUGACCCCCGGGCAUACAUACACCCAUACGGCCCAGCACACACACAGCCACAGCCACAGCCACAGCCACAGCCACAGCCACAGCCACAGCCACA
Drosophila miranda is the source of this 1739-nucleotide messenger RNA. RefSeq lists its product as uncharacterized. Bases 93 to 671 code for a protein of 192 amino acids. Lineage: Eukaryota; Metazoa; Arthropoda; Insecta; Diptera; Drosophilidae. The transcript is spliced from 3 exons. The record is from RefSeq and is a predicted model, not a curated record.